AGUGCGGCCGGCGCUAGGACCUGCGGGGGCUUCCCGGGCCGCGGCGCCUCCCGCUCCCCCGCUCCCCCCAGCCCUCCCCCCCCCAAAAUGAGGAAACGGAGCAACUUGUUCCAAGUUGUGCAGCCAGGGCUGCCUUGGGGUGCCCAGCCAGCGCUCGGGGGCCCUCCUGGGUGUGGGCGCGGGGCGCGGCUCGGGGGCGCCCCCUGAGCAGGUGAACGUGCCUUUGCUUGCACACCCGCGUGCCCGUGGGUCCCUGUGUCCACCUGUGUCCAAGCCCCAUGUGUUUCUGUGUGUGCUCGUGUGUACAUGGAUCAGUAUGCGUGUGAGCCCCCGCUUCCUCCGUGCCUGGCGCCCCACGUUCGUCUCAGCCAGGAUGCCAACGAGGCGCUGGGCCCCAGGCACCCAAUGCAUCACCAAGUGUGAGCACACACGCCCCAAGCCAGGAGAGCUGGCCUUCCACAAGGGCGACGUGGUCACCAUCCUGGAGGCCUGUGAGAGCAAGAGCUGGUACCGUGCCAAGCACCACGCCAGCGGGCAGGAGGGUCUGCUGGCGGCGGGGGCGCUGCGGGAGCGCGAGGCCCUGUCGGCCGACCCCAAGCUCAGCCUCAUGCCGUGGUUCCACGGGAAGAUCUCGGGCCAGGAGGCCGUGCAGCAGCUGCAGCCGCCGGAGGACGGGCUGUUCCUGGUGCGAGAGUCCGCACGGCAUCCGGGCGACUACGUGCUGUGCGUGAGCUUCGGCCGCGACGUCAUCCACUACCGGGUGCUGCAUCGCGACGGCCACCUGACCAUCGACGAGGCCGUCUGCUUCUGCAACCUCAUGGACAUGGUGGAGCAUUACAGCAAGGACAAGGGGGCCAUCUGCACGAAGCUAGUGAAACCCAAGAGGAAGCAGGGCACCAAGUCGGCAGAGGAGGAGCUGGCCAAAGCCGGCUGGUUACUGAACCUACAGCAUUUGACGCUGGGUGCGCGGAUUGGAGAGGGUGAGUUUGGAGCGGUCCUGCAGGGUGAGUACCUGGGACAGAAGGUGGCCGUGAAGAACGUCAAGUGCGAUGUGACGGCCCAGGCCUUCCUGGACGAGACGGCGGUCAUGACGAAGAUCCAGCACAAGAACCUGGUGCGCCUGCUGGGCGUGAUCCUGCACCAGGGACUCUACAUCGUCAUGGAGCACGCCCACUUCCCUUCCCCACAGGGCAACCUGGUGAACUUUCUACGGACACGAGGCCGGGCCCUCGUGAGCACGCCCCAGCUACUGCAGUUUUCCUUGCACGUGGCUGAGGGCAUGGAGUACCUGGAGAGCAAGAAGCUGGUGCACCGAGACCUUGCUGCCCGCAACAUCCUCAUUUCCGAGGACCUGGUGGCCAAGGUCAGUGACUUUGGCCUGGCCAAAGCCGAGCGGAAGGGGCUGGACUCAAGCCGGCUGCCGGUCAAAUGGACGGCGCCCGAGGCUCUCAAACACGGGAAGUUCUCCAGCAAGUCGGAUGUCUGGAGUUUCGGGGUGCUUCUUUGGGAGGUUUUCUCAUACGGCCGGGCUCCAUACCCCAAGAUGUCGCUGAAGGAGGUGUCAGAGGCCGUGGAGAAGGGGUACCGCAUGGAGCCCCCCGAGGGCUGCCCGGGCCCCAUUCAUGCCCUCAUGGGCAGCUGCUGGGAGGCUGAGCCUGCCCGCCGGCCGCCCUUCCGGAAACUGGCAGAGAAGCUGGCCCGGGAGCUGCGCAGCGCGGGGGCCUCGGCCCCGGUGGGGGGCCAGGACACGGACAGUUCCUCCUCGCCCCGAGGCCAGGAGCCCUGACCCUGCCCCGUGGGGCCUCGGGCCCCAGAGGACAGAGUGGAGGGUGUGGGGUCGGGAGAACGGGCCAGGCCCGAGAAGGGUCAGGGCCAGCGAGCUGCUCAUGUGGCCCAGGUGGGGGGCUCUGGGCAGCCCGUGGACACCAGGGACCCGGGGAGGCGAGGGAUUAGCGCCUCCAUAAAGACUGGUUCCAAGGAC
Molecule: messenger RNA, 1981 nt
Organism: Prionailurus viverrinus (fishing cat)
Lineage: Eukaryota; Metazoa; Chordata; Mammalia; Carnivora; Felidae
Gene: MATK
Product: megakaryocyte-associated tyrosine kinase
Exons: 14
Coding region: 317-1786 (489 amino acids)
Biological process (GO): protein phosphorylation
Molecular function (GO): protein binding; ATP binding; protein tyrosine kinase activity
Source: RefSeq, a predicted model, not a curated record